AUGAGUGUAUCAGUGAGUGAGAAACCAGUGGAGCUUGACACUGUUUUGGAAAAGUUCAGCAUCUACCAAAGAUAUCAUGUAGAGAAGAUCACACUAAUUUUUAUAGCGUUUAUGACCAAUUCGAUUUAUUGCAAUCAAUUUAUUUUUGUCACGGAAGCAGUACCAUACAGAUGUGUAGACUCGCAGAAUUUCAGCGAAACGCCGGAGAUAUGUGGCAAGAAUGUGUCACAAAGUUGCAGCCACUGGGUUUAUCAAGACCCUGACAGUUUCGUGGCCCAAUUUGAUCUGGCCUGUGAGGAUUGGAAACGAACUAUGGUGGGGACAGCACAUAACGUAGGUUAUAUGAUUGGUCUGCUUAUCGUUGGACCACUUUCUGAUAAGUUUGGUCGAAAAAAUAUUUCAAUAUUGACGGGAGUCUUAGGUGGAGUAUUUGGCGUAUUAAGGAGUUUCUCCAAUUGGUACUGGUUUUUCGUCGCCAUGGAGUUUAUGGAAGCCCUCAUAGGGGAUAUCUGCUCGCCCAUGUUCGUAUUAACACUAGAAAUCGUCCCUUCUAACAAGCGACUAAUCUUCAACAUGUUGGCCAGUUAUGGUUAUACGGUCGGCGGCUUGCUCCUUGCAGUCUUUGCUUGGCUCAUUCAAGAUUGGCGUUGGCUUCUACGGGCCCUUUACACGCCUGCUCUUCUGUUCAUUCUCUAUAUCUUCUUCCUCGACGAAAGUCCUAGAUGGCAUCUAUCAAAAGGACGAAAGGAAGAGGCAACUGCAAUUGUAGAAAAAAUUGCAGCAAAAAAUAAAAUAAAACUUGACCAAAACAUGCUUGAUAAUUUAAGCUAUGAGAAAGAAGAAAGUACAAAUUUAAAAACGAUUUUAGUGAGCACAUUAAAGUCUAGGAAAUUGAGAACAAGAUUCUUUGUAUGCGUUAUUUGGUGGAUGACAUCUACCUUCGUGAACUACGGAAUGGUUUUGAACUCUGUAUCGUUACAGGGAAAUAAAUAUGUAAACUUUGGUCUGACACAAUUGGUUGACGUUCCGGGCUUGUUGAUCGUUACUAACAUUUUGCUGCGAUUUAAACGAAAGAAACCAUUGAUAAUUUGCUUUUCUCUUGGAGCUAUUAUGUGUCUUGCACAGCCUUUUGUGCCGAAAGACAUACAGUGGCUGUCCAUAACGUUCUACAUGAUUGGGAAACUGAUGUCGUCCUUCUACUUUGCCAUUACAUAUUUGUAUACCUCAGAACUAUUUCCUACAUACACUAGAAACUCCAUGCAUGCUCUGUGCUCAUCUCUAGGAAGAGUUGGAUCUAUACUAGCUCAACAGACUCCAUUGCUGCUGGUUUACUGGAGUGGUUUGCCAGCAUUAAUCUUUGGAUCAGUCGCUCUUUUUGCUGCGUUUGUAACAUUAUUGGUCCCUGAUAUAUCAGAUGACUCCCUUCCCGAUAAUGUUAAGGAAGCUGAAGCGAUAGGCAAGAAAGACAAGGAUGUGAGCGCGUGA
Messenger RNA from Pieris macdunnoughi, 1485 nucleotides. The record is from the annotation of a GenBank genome assembly. NCBI's taxonomy places the organism in Eukaryota, Metazoa, Arthropoda, Insecta, Lepidoptera, Pieridae.